AUGGCUUCCCAACUUUACGGAGGCGUUGACUUGAAUGCCCACCUGCUCGAACCGGAUCCGGAUUACUACGAGUACUCGCCCAGGAUUAGACUACUCGACUUGAAAGCGCGUCUUGCCCGCACGCGAGAUGAGGACACAGGUCGAUCCAUAGAAGGGACGCUUCGUGUUGUUCCCCUUCACUUUUGCCCCCCAUACGCUGCGCUUUCGUACGUAUGGGGACAAAACCCACAAAAUGGCAAGACCUACACCAUUCGCUGGGGAGAUGUCGAGAUUCCAGUCUCAAAGAAUUGCAUAGACGCGUUAACCUGCAUUUGCAAACGAUUUGGAGAGCUCAGCAUUUGGGUAGACAGCAUCUGCGUCAAUCAAAGUGAUCCGGUGGAAGCCGAUGACCAAAUGCGACUCAUGGGCACAAUAUACAGUCGAGCCCAUACCGUACUUGUAUGGUUGGGGCCGGAAAAUACAAGUGCCGAUUCUGGCCUUGACUGUUCACAAAGACUAGCUCUUGGCAAGACAUUGCACCCAGGUUGGGAAUGUUCUGAGGCUCGGACAAUUCAAGAGAUCUUAAGACAUAAGUGGUUCCAACGAGGGUGGACUUUCCAAGAGCUUAUCAUGGCCAAUAAUCCAGUC
This is a messenger RNA of Mytilinidion resinicola, 627 nucleotides long. Its product is annotated as HET-domain-containing protein. NCBI's taxonomy places the organism in Eukaryota, Fungi, Ascomycota, Dothideomycetes, Mytilinidiales, Mytilinidiaceae. The record is from RefSeq and is a predicted model, not a curated record. The transcript has a single exon. The annotation marks the transcript as partial.